GAUGCGGGGAAGCACCCACCACACUUCAAAGAAUCAAAGGACCGUCUGCCCAGCGUUUUAACUCUCAACCUACUCGAGUCCUCCACUCGUAAUAUCUUCAGUUUCUGCCUCGGCCUCUUCCUAUGCUUCGGCUUCUACUUCUACUUCUGCCUCUGUUCUAUUCCCACUGCCUGCCAUGCCGUCAUUCACCCUCUCUGCCAAACCAGGCACCGAUAUUUGGAGGAAACCUCCUACCACAGAUGUCUUCAACGCUCCCACAAAGCUGAGAUCCACCAAGCCCCUCUCCGCCUUCCACUCCGCCAGCGUCACUUUCAGCGGUAAAUGGACCGAACAAUACGACCAAGCCGGGCUCGUCCUCGUCCUCCAGCCCCGCCAUUCCUCCAACACCACCCCGCAGAAAUGGCUGAAGACGGGAGUCGAGCUCUACAACGGCGUGCCCCAGGUCAGUACCGUUGCUUGCGACCGCUACGCCGACUGGAGCGUCUCCCCGCUCGCCGCCCUCGGUCCGCUCGACCACAACGUCACCGUGACCAUCGAGCGGGAGGAGGACCAUAAUGGCCACAGCGCCUGGGUCUACUACGUGCAUCCCGAGAGUGGCGAGAGGAAGCCCCUGCGGGAGGUGUGCUGGUUUUCCGUCGAGGAAGGCCACGGCGAGUGGGACUUGUCCGUGGGUGCUUAUGUGGCGAGGCCCGCGACCAAUGUGACGGACAGCCUCACCGUUGAAUUUUCCGACCUCGACAUUAACUGGCGCUGAGGAGUUGGAGAAAAUGCGAGUUUUUUUUUUUUGUGCUUGAACACGCCAUCCCCUUGCAGAGAGACAGGGCAGGUACAUGAGACUUGAUAUAUGUGGAAGUGUGGAAGUGUGGAAGUUCAAGGGAACACAAACAAUGCAACGUCAAUCAGUCACGGUCAUCCAUCAGUCAUCACCAGGGACAUGAUCAUCAAACAGGGGCGGCCGGGACUUUUCUCAUUACCUCGCCCUGAUUAGAGGGCUCAAGCCGGCCGGGUGCCGCGCGCUCUACAGACGACCUGCUCCGCUAGGGAGCUUGUCUCGGCGCGGCCCGACAAUCAUCAAGAUCAUCCAUCUCCUU
Messenger RNA from Sodiomyces alkalinus F11, 1091 nucleotides. RefSeq lists its product as hypothetical. The record is from RefSeq and is a predicted model, not a curated record. The coding region runs from base 176 to 754 and encodes 192 amino acids. The transcript has 3 exons. Lineage: Eukaryota; Fungi; Ascomycota; Sordariomycetes; Glomerellales; Plectosphaerellaceae.